AUGCUACAUUCGCUGCUCACGGGCAUCAACCGACUAUCCGACAAAUUCAACAGCAAAUUGGGCGUCUCAAAGACAUCGCGGCGGCAUGUCCAGCUAUUAGCCAUCACGACGUUGAUUCUCAUCGUCACCUUGCUGAUCAUAAUAUUCACACCUUCGAGGCAAAACCUCCUCUAUCAACUCACCCCCAAAAUCAACUCAUUCGAUUUUUUAAUAAGCAAAGUAUAUGGCAAUAGGAAGUUGAGUGGGGACUUGCUGGCUACAGAACCGGAGAGCGAAUUCAAUUUCAAGGUCAAGCAAUUAUUCACAGAGAGACUGAGCACGGAUUUUGAAAAUGUCUACUGGUCGAUGGGUUCAAGUACAUUGAGACAAACUGAGUUGACAGUUCCAUCGUACUACCUGCUGGACGAAGAGACCAAGCCAUUGGUUCAACCUUUCGACCCCAGGUUCACAUUAGCCAUGUACUACCAUUUCUUAAAUAAAAAGAUGCUCGAUGGCAUGAAUGAAGAAGUCUCGAUUCCUUUCAAUUGGUAUGAUUGGGUUGACAUGAGUGAUUUGCAUAAAUAUUUGUUGGCUGAAGACGACGCAAAGCCAGGAUGUGGCUUUGUUGAGGCCAAGGAGGACGCGCAGAGGAUGAAGGAGUACGAAAACAUAUUGAAGGAGAAGGAAGAAGCCUGGGAAAAGGAAAGAGAAAAGGCAGAAGAGGAGAAGAAGAAGAACGGGAAUACUACGGAGGACCUGGAGGAAGAGGAAGAAGAAGAAGAGGAAGAGGACGAGGACGAGGAGGAGGACGAGGAGGAGGAAAAGGAUGAAGCUGAAGUAAAAGAGGAAACUAAGACAAAAGAAGAAGAAACCAAGGCAAAAGAAGAAGAAACCAAGGCAAAAGAAGAAGAAACCAAGGCAAAAGAAGAAGAAACCAAGGCAAAAGAAGAAGAAACCAAGGCAAAAGAAGAAGAAACCAAGGCAAAAGAAGAAGCAGAAAAAGCUAAUCAGGAACCAGAGAAGGAAGCAAAGGAAGAGCCAGUAAACAUAAAAGACACAGACAUAGAGGGGAUCAAAGAUGACAUAUCUGCGGUGGUUGGUGGUGACGCGAAACCGAAAGAUCCCCCAACUCAGGCAAAUGCCGAAGAGUUUAAAAAACGCUCUCAUCAAACGGACGAGGAAACACAAACUUCAAAAAGAAAAAGAGAGGAUGAGCAGGAAUCUGCCAACGAUGAAGGGGCAAAAAACUUGGAGCAAUUAAAAACUAGGAAAAAAGAGUUUUUCUUUAAAGAUGUCCAUGGCUAUAAAGAGUUUUGCAUCCCAGAUAGCGAUCUCCCCAUUCGUCACGACGAUGGACACAAGUUGCAUCCUGGCUUCAAUGUACAUAAAAAUCCAGGAAGAACCACUUCGCUCAAGGCCAAGAUCACGGGCAAGUCAUAUCUUUACUCAUUUGCACCACCACCUUCGCAAGUCUUGUUCUUGACUAAAGAUGGAUCGUACUCGGUAAGUAUUGAUUCAAACAAGGGCUUGUUGGACAAUUUAUUGCCUGAGUCUUAUGUUUCUGCAACAGGCAAUGACCAAAUCGAUGUAUUACAGGAGUUUCGCCAAUUGACAAGGACACAUCCACCAAGCUCUCAAAAAGUGAUGAACUCGUAUUUGGUCGAAAUACCCGAGUCGAGCUUCCAUUUCGAUGGUGGAGCAGCGUUGGCAAACUUGACAAGGCUUGAAGAUAAAGGGAUCAAGUUGUCAAAUAAGGAACGCUUGUACAAGGAGUCGCUUGAAUAUUCAAUUGAAAAAGUUGCCAGUGGCUCUACCUCGAAAUACUUUUCUGAGGCUAGACUACUUGGAUCAAACAAUGGUGAUCAUUACGAUUGGAGAUUUUUCAAUGGAAUUGUCUUGGGCACCAAAGAGCAAGAGUUGACGUUGCAUCGCUUGAUUCGCGCCUGGUUAUCUUUUUCGAGAAAGAAUGGGAUAACAACUUGGAUUGCUCAUGGCUCGCUCUUGUCGUGGUACUGGAACGGUUUGUCUUUUCCCUGGGAUAACGAUAUCGACGUUCAAGUCCCCAUUAUGGAUUUGCAUAAUUUGUCUUUGAAUUUUAACCAAACAUUGGUGGUUGAGGAUCCAGAGGAUGGCUUUGGCAGAUUUUUCUUGGACUGUGGAACUUUCAUCACGUUGAGAGAAAAGGGGAAUGGGUUAAACGCAAUUGAUGCACGUUUCGUCGAUGUUGACACUGGGAUGUACGUGGAUAUUACAGCACUUGCGUCUUCAAAUACAAAGCCACCUUCAGAAUACUAUGAUAACCAUUUGCCUCAAGGUUUUGUCAAAGGUAAAAAGAGCUUUGGCGAGUUGAACAAGUUGGCCCAGAUUUACAAUUGCAGGAAUGACCAUUUCAACAGUUAUGACGAGUUGAGUCCUUUGGUCAAGACCGUUAUUGAAGGAGAAGUGGGCUAUAUUCCAAGAAAAUACUCAAAAGUAUUACUGGAAGAGUACCUGGCCGGCAUGUCCUUGAAAGUGUUUCACAAGCAUGUCUUUAUCCCGAAAUUGAGAUUAUGGGUCCAGGAAGAAGACUUGUAUUACUUUUUAAAGAAACGAUCCAAGUGGAUUAGGUACUAUUCAUCGCAAGGACCACACAAGGAACCCACUGCAGCCGAUUUCAUCGACCACUCAUACGAGUAUUCCGACCAGGAGAUGAGCCUAUUGAGAAAGGGCCACAAUCCAUACAAGAAAAACUCCGAAUAUUUAUUUAAACUCACCAAUCGUCAGCUUGAGCAAGUUGCAGAUUUCACCUACGAGGACUUGGCUGAUUUGCUUCUCAGCGACAAGAUUUUGAUGGACUUUGUGCUGACUCGAGAGUUUACAUUUUUCCAUGAGGAGGAAAUCAUGAAGUUGACAUAUGGGAAACUGACGGCAAGCUUGCACAAUUCUGGUGUUGACUUCCCACCAUUGAGAUAUGAACCCUUUUUGUAUGGAUUAAGGAGGGAUUUGGACUCAUACGAGGAGAAAGUGGAAAGAAUCAGAAAAUUGAUUGAAAACUCAAAGAGGAAAUAUGGUGCUGCACUGGCUGAACCAUUCACUCUUGAAGCAAAAGAUGGAGAGGACAUCGAGUAG
Messenger RNA from Lodderomyces beijingensis, 3087 nucleotides. The record is from the annotation of a GenBank genome assembly. NCBI's taxonomy places the organism in Eukaryota, Fungi, Ascomycota, Pichiomycetes, Serinales, Debaryomycetaceae.